Messenger RNA from Vigna angularis (adzuki bean), 4736 nucleotides. Its product is annotated as protein FAR1-RELATED SEQUENCE 11. Bases 2234 to 4519 code for a protein of 761 amino acids. NCBI's taxonomy places the organism in Eukaryota, Viridiplantae, Streptophyta, Magnoliopsida, Fabales, Fabaceae. Gene Ontology annotation, molecular function: zinc ion binding. The transcript is spliced from 4 exons. Gene Ontology annotation, biological process: regulation of DNA-templated transcription. The record is from RefSeq and is a predicted model, not a curated record.
AUUAGAUCUAAGUUAUUUAGUUUCUUACGUUUAUUAGAUCUAAGUUAUACAAAUCCUUUUUUGUUUAUUAGGUGUAAGUUGUUUUGUUUCUUGUAUACAAGCAGUAUACAGAACAUACACAAGCAAAUCAAAAUUUAAGUUUUAUAUGGUUUAGAUGGAGUGUCGGUGGGAUCUUUAUCUUUUACAUGGAGAGGAAUGAUAAUUAUGAAACCUCUGUUUGGUAUGCAGUUAUAUGAUACUUUUGAGGGACACAAUGUAUUAUAUUUAGUGAUCUAAGUGAAGAAGUACGCUAAUUUGUAGAGUUAGCACACUGAGAUAUUAGAAAUGGAGUAUAAGAAAUUGGAUGCAGAAUCCAAAUAGAUAUUGUGAAUUAUAAGAUAUUUAUUUUACAUAGAUUGUUGCUAUGGAGGUGAAUGAACAAAUGUUUAAAUAAUAUGUAGUGAUUGUUUUUAUAAUGUUAUGGUUCUUGCUUGGUUUGAUUGACCAAUGGUCACGGAAGCUUUGCAAACAUAGAAUGUGGAUGUUAUGGAACAUGGAAUCUGUAGUCUGACAACUCAGUGUUUUUGAAUCAUGAGGUUUUUUGUUAUCAUUAGUACAUUUUUGGAAGUUGCAGUUUUCUACACGUCAUGCCUGUUUUAUUUUAUAUGGGAUUUGAUGUAAUAUCUAUAGAAACUGUUGAUGUAAUUCUGCUUUAUGCAUUUGAUCCAUAUCCCGUAUGUCGAGUUUGUACCACUAGUUUUUACUGAUAACAAUGUCAACUUUGCCCGUGAAAAAAAAUAGAGGAAACACAAUAGGAUUAUUAAAGUACUAAGCAUUAGAUCAUGUACCUUGUAUUUAUGUAUGCAUGUUUAAUGAAGUCCAUUUAGUGUAGAGUUUUUUCAUAUUUUCCUGUAAGUAUUAGUGGUUUGGGUCUUCUGUUUCUAUUCGUGCUUGAAUAUGAAAGAGUUUAUGUGUGUUCUUUUGGGCAUUUUGCCAUUAUUAUAAUACGAUAAUUUUUUCUUUUUUUUUUACAACAAAAUCAUAGAAUUAAUGUUACACGAAGUAACCAUAGUUCAAAAUUAUACAAAAGGUAGAAAAUAUUAAAUCUCCCACACACCCUCUUACAUCAUAAUUUGAUACUCACAGUUAAACUAGAAAGAAUAUCAACUCAAAAUUUUGCUGCAAAAACCAGAGGAAUUGCUACCAGAAUCUCUGAGAAGCCUAUAUUUUCAAUCUAGCAAGGAACUAUAUGAGCAUUAACCAAAGCACCUCCAUCCAGCAUCUUGCUAACCCAUGCAGCGCUCCCUCCAAAACCUAUCAAUCUUCAUCAAUUCUUGUUACUUGGUGUGAACUUGACAUAUAGUGUAUGAGCUUUUGUAUUUCGUCCACCGCCUAAUGAAGCUUCAUAGCUUCUCUACUCUGGUGCUAAAAAUAUUGCAUACGGUAUUCUUCCCUAAGUUAUAACAUAUGCUCGCCAUACAACAAACUGUGCCCCUUACCCACUUGACAUAUUCGAUUAAUUUUAUAUACAUUAGAUACGAACUUUAUGCCUCUUGUUCUGCUGUAUAAUACAAUAACUAUGCGAGAGCUUUUAAAUUCUUACAAGAAUAUACUAAUUAAACUAUAAAACCAAAAAACGUGGUGUUGGGUUGUAAUCGGUUCAGUCUUAAAUUUUUUUGUUUGUGAUCUCAUUGACAUGUAUUAUGUGCGUCUUUAUUUGAAGUUGUUUAAUAAUGUCUCGGAAUUUACCAAAAUUUUAUUAUUUCUAUUUUUUGAAACCAAAGUAAGCGCAAAAAUUCCUCGAGUUGGAGCAUGGGCCUGCUAGAUCUAAUGUUAGGUCCACAGUUGUUGGAAAAUGUUGCAAAGGAAACUUUGGCAUAUCAAGUCUUGCAUUUGAAUUAUUUCCAACGCAAGUUUAUUCUAUCCAGUGGUAAAGAUCAUACUAUGAACAUUUUAGCAAGAGAUCAUAUUCUUCCCCUCGUGACUCCUGGAACUGAGAGUACUAUUACAAGUACUAGAAUUAGGAUACCAAAUAUGGGGAGUGAAGGAUUUGUCUGUUCAUCUUUUUUAUCAACUGUCAACGGAAAUUCAAGAAUGAUUCAUUUCAUUAGUUAAUUCAAAACCCCUGUGAACCCCGAACAGAUUAUUCCUAAUCCUUUCAUCCAUAAAAUGACUACUGUGAUGGAGAAGAUGACAAGGAUUCUAAGGUUUAAACAUCUGCAAUCCAAUUGGUCUGAUAGUAGUACUGAUAAAAAUGUCGGAAGGAACCAAUUUGGUGCUGGAAUCAUCUGAAAAUGGUACGGAUUUGUCUCAGGAAGACAUUGACACCAUUGAGGAAACAGCAGAGGAAACAAUUUUGUCAAGACAAACUUCUGUCAACCUUGUUCCUUUUAUUGGUCAAAGAUUUGUAUCUCAAGAAGCAGCUUAUGAAUUUUAUUGCAGUUUUGCUAAGCAGUGCGGCUUUUCAAUUAGACGACACCGAACUCGAGGGAAAGAUGGGGUUGGAAGGGGAGUUACAAGGAGGGAUUUCACUUGCCAUCGUGGUGGUUAUCCCCAGAUUAAACCUUCUCAUGACGGAAAGGUGCAAAGGAACCGCAAAUCAUCUCGCUGUGGUUGCCAAGCAUACAUGCGUAUUGUGAAAAGGGCAGAUUUUGAUGUCCCUGAAUGGCGUGUUACUGGUUUUAGGAACACACAUAAUCAUGAGCUAUUAAAAUCCAAUGAGGUGCGCCUUCUUCCAGCCUAUUGUCCGAUAUCUCCUGAUGACAAGAGUCGAAUAUGCAUGUUUGCUAAAGCUGGAAUGUCAGUAAGGCAGAUGUUAAGACUGAUGGAGCUGGAGAAAGGGGUCAAACUUGGUUGUCUUCCUUUUACAGAGAUAGAUGUAAGAAACUUGCUGCAGUCUUUCAGAAUUGUGGACAGAGAUAAUGAUGCCAUUGAUUUGAUUGCUAUGUGCAAGAGGUUAAAGGAUGAAAACCAUAACUUCAAAUAUGAAUUCAAAAUAGAUAGUAAUAACAGGCUUGAACAUAUUGCAUGGUCCUACAGUUCAUCCAUUCAAUCAUAUGAGGCAUUUGGCGAUGCUGUAGUUUUCGAUACCACCUACCGAGUAGAUGCUUAUGACAUGCUGUUGGGAUGUUGGCUUGGUGUGGACAAUAAUGGCAUGCCUUGUUUCUUUAGUUGCACACUUCUACGGGAUGAAAACAUACAAUCUUUCUCAUGGGCUCUCAAGGCUUUCUUGGGGUUCAUGAAAGGAAAGGCUCCUCAAACAAUAUUGACGGAUCACAACACUUGGCUGAAAGAAGCUAUUGCAGUUGAAUUGCCUGAAACCAAACAUGCUUUUUGUAUAUGGCAUAUACUUUCCAAGUUCUCUGAUUGGUUUUCUUUACUUCUUGGAUCACAAUAUGAUGAGUGGAAAGCUGAGUUCCACCGGCUCUACAAUUUGGAACUGGUGGAAGAUUUUGAAGAAGGCUGGCGGCAAAUGGUUGACAAGUAUGGACUCCACACAAAUAAACAUAUCAUUAGCCUAUAUUCAUUGAGGACAUUUUGGGCUUUACCAUUCUUGAGGCGCUACUUCUUUGCAGGAUUGACCAUUACAUCUCAGUCUGAGUCCAUAAAUGCUUUCAUCCAACGUUUCUUGAGUGCCCAAUGUCAACUAGAACGCUUUGUGGAGCAAGUCUGUGAUGUGGCUGAUAUUGUUGAUUUUAAUGACCGAGCCGGAGCGAAGCAAAAGAUGCAAAGGAAACUUCAAAAAGCGUGCCUCAAAACUGGUUCACCUAUUGAAUCCCAUGCUGCCACUGUACUUACUCCCUAUGCCUUGAGUAAACUUCAGGAAGAGCUAGUUAUGGCGCCACAAUAUGCAUCCUUCCUGGUUGAUGAAGGUUGUUUCCAGGUCAGACACCACUCUCAGACAGAUGGAGGAUGCAAAGUAUUUUGGGUUCCUUGUCAAGAGCACAUAAGCUGCAGCUGUCAUCUGUUUGAGUUUUCAGGCAUCUUAUGUAGACAUGUGCUACGUGUCAUGUCAACUAAUAACUGUUUCCACGUCCCUGAUCAAUAUUUACCAGGUCGAUGGCGAGGCACUGGUUCAUCUUCUGUUAACCAAUUCCGGGGUACCACUAGUAGGGAUCAGCCUGAAAGGAUGCAACUUUUGGAAUCCAUGGUUUCAACAUUUAUAGUGGAAUCCAUUGAAACUGAUGAACGUCUGGAUGUUGCUUGCGAGCAAAUUUCCAUGGUGCUAUCACGCAUCAAAACUCUUCCUAGGUCUCCACAUGGGGUGAAUGACAUUGCAUUUGGUUAUCCAUCAGAUUCAUUAAUCCUCCCAGAGGUAGAAGAUACUAAUGGAAUGAUUCACAACUUUACAAUCACAAAUCCCCAUGAUUCUAUCACUACAGGAAAGCUCAAGGAAAGAAGAGCCAGAGAUGGAGUCGACCUCACAAGGAAGCGAAGACAGUUUUCUGCACCAUUGUGUGCUCAAUAUGGACAUGAUCCAUCUGAUUGCUCAAUAAUGGCCACUGACAAUAUUAGUGGAGAUGCAUUAGGGUACUUGUAAAGUGGGUGGAAGUAGUAAUGUUGUACAAAGUAAAUGCAUUUUUUUGGGGGGUACAUAGAUGCAAUUUUUUUUUAAAUUUCAGAUGCAUGUAAUGUGCAUUUUUUAUAUUUUCCGCCACUCCAGUGGUACACAUGUUGCCUCCCUCUGUUUACAAGAACAAAUGUUUCGGUGCUUCUUGCACCAUUGUAUGAGCAUGAGAAUUUAGAUUUGCUUUAAA